AUAUGAAAUUAAGCAAAAUUCAAACGUCAUUUAUACGGAAGAUAAUGGUCAUAGAGAAAUUUAAGUUUCAUAGGUCAUAGAUUAACUGUUCGGUAAGUCAUAAGUCUAUGAAAGAGUAUUUCCGUCGAUAUCGCAUCCACAGAACACUAUGUAAUGUGAUCUAUGAAAGAACGCCAUAGACUUCAAAACGUUACAAGUUGUCAAUAUUUUGUAAAGAUUGUAAUAUCUCGAAAUCGAAGAAAAGAUGAAGAACGAGCAGGCAGAACCCGAUCAAGAUUCCGUCACGCUUUUGUACGAAUCUGGAGCUCAAGCGGCCGAGGCCAACGAAACCAAACAAGGCGCCGAUUCCCUAUCCGCUAACAGCUUCGAAAUUUUCGACGCUCUGAGUCCCCACGACGACAUAUGGAAAAGUAGAGAUUUCAAAAAGAAGAUAAACACCCUGGGACCGGACAUUUUCAAGAAUCCAAAACUCGCGGCCAAAGUAGAACCUUUCAAAUUGGAAUGGGCGUUCGGUUUCAAUAAGGAUGCGACCGUUCUGAAUCUGUACCAUUCCGAUAGGGCGAUGCUCUUGUUCAAUGCGACCCAGUGCGGCGUUUUGUUCGAUGUGAAACAGAAAAAGAUGAACUUUCUACAGGGACACCCGAAUAAAGUUGUCGCAGUUUCUUCAACGAGCAACGGCAGCUUCCUAGCUUCCGCCGACUCCGGACCGGAUAAUAUAAUAGUCGUUUGGCAGACUUCGGAUAUCUCGCCUGUGGUGAUAUUCUUCGAUCCGUACGAUGGUUAUCAUAUACUGAACGUGGCGCUCAGUCCUAAGGGUACUUUUCUGGUAUCUGUGGGUGAGAAAGACGAAGAAAACCUCAGGAUCGACCUGAGAUUAUGGACCGAAGGCAGGGAUGAACCGGACGGGCAAGUUACGCUGGAAAAUUACUUCGGCAAAGUGCUAAAGAUCUCCUUCAACCAGAACAACGAAUGCUACUUCGCCGUGCUCUUCGAAAGGGCCGUGGCGUUCCUGUAUUGGGACGAGGAGAGAAAAGUCCUGUUAGAACCCGAGAUACCGACCAUUAAAUACCGGGGAAAAAUCGGUCACCUCACCGACAUGACGUACAUCGAGCGUAGUCACGAAGCGAUGGUCUCCACCUCCGAAGGUUGCAUAAUAAUUUUCGGAAACACCCUGUAUUAUCAGGAAUUCGAUGCCGCCAAUGUCUCCGGUAUCACCAUCGCGGUGAAAAUAUGCAAGAUCACCAAAGUUUCGGUCAACACGAUCGAUUCGGCAGAUACGGCGGUACUAACAGGCGACGACAAGGGGAUCGUAAACAUCUUCGACAAGAGACUGCGACUGCUCUUCUGGUACCAGCAGUACCUGGGCAAGCCGGUGCUGACCGCGAGGUUCAACAUGCAGCCGAGACGUUACCACAUAACCAGACUGUGCCUCAACGAGGUCAUCCAGAUGGAAAUGAUCGAGUUCGAUUCUUUGGAGGACUCCCUGUUCCAAGACGACGCGGAGAAAUACGAAAUCAUCUACAGGGAUACGCUGAAGAAAGACGCGUCUCCAGUGGGCGAGCGAUGGGUCUUGAGGGAUUUCAUAGUUGUUCAAACCGACACCGUGUCUCUCGUGGAUUUCAUCAAUAACGUACACACCCUCAUCUACGAAAGAGGUCACGACCACGUUGGCGCAAUAACUGUCCACGACGAGUUCACCUACUUGGUGGUCGGUUACAAGAACGGCACUGUAUGUCUGUUCGAUUACAUGGACAACUUCUUGCACGUCAAGUAUACUAUGCCGGAGGCCGUGGAUGAAGAAGAACAAAGCGCAACGAUUACUUGUAUUGAAUAUUCCCCCAACUCUCUGUUUUUGGCGUGCGGUCGUAGCAACGGAGAAAUAUGGUUCUUGGACCCCAUUCUGUUGACGCCAAAGCAGGAGGUCAUAACCGUCUCGAAUUAUUACAUCGAGAAAAUCGCCUUUUCGGUCAACAACGACCAAAUGGCAUUCUGCAAUAAUCGCACAACCGUUUACAUGAUGAUCUACGAUAAGCGCCAAUCCAUGUGGGUUUUCAUCGGAAAAACUAGGUCUCACUACAAGACCAUAUCGGAGAUGUUCUUCAUGAAGACGGAUCCUAAAGAUUUGGUCACGUUAGGCAUGGACAGAUUCCUGAUAACUUACAACAAUAUCGACAUCCAACAAGGAGACGACUUCCAAGCAACCCUAAAGGUGAGAAUAGAUCAGACUGCUGUUCCACUGUCUUGCGAGGUAUACCCCCCGAAGCACAUCCACUCGCCUUUCAGAUACUUCAUCCUAACCGACGAUCAACACAAAUACAAACUUCUCAACGAGGAAACACAAAUGUGCAGGUUGGUUGCUCUGGGACCAGCCUAUGGAUGUUACCAAGACACCCCCGUCAAAAAGAUUAAAUUGUUACCUGAAAGGGAUGACGAUUACUUGGUGUUCAUGACCAAGAAACAUUUCGGCUUGCAGAAACUCCCGAUCUCUGGAAACCCUUACAGUUUUGUUGGAUGUUUUGGACACGCCGAAGAGCUGAUUGAUUUCAAAGUGAGUGGAGACGGUGACUACGUAUUUACGUUUGGAAGGGACGAUACCACAGUUUUAAGGUGGAAAACUGAAACUCGAGGUGUCGAUCUUAUGCAAAACUUAGGAGGUCAAGACUUUGAACCCUUCUACUGCGUCAUCGAAGGUGGAAAAAACGGGUUUCUAUUCCAGGAAAUGCAAGAUUUGUUUUUUUACAUGCAAAUCUUGCACGAGGGAGAAAAUUCGACUUUACCAAGAAGAGUGAGCGACAAACUGGCGGUAUCAGAACUUCCAGACUUGAUGAGAGCUUGCGGAUACUAUCCGACAGAUUUUGAAAUAGAGACUUUCAUAGUGGACAUAAAGUACAGGGACUUUGAUAAAGAUGGUACAAUCAAAGACAUGAUAUCAUUUCUCGAAUUUGUAAAACUGUAUGUGAAUCAUAAACCAGUGUACGGAUAUUCUCUUGCUACUUUGGAAACUAACUUCAACACUUUUGUCGAGUGUGUUGAAGAUCCCAUGCCUGGUAUGAUAAAAAGAGAUGAUUUCUUAGAACUGCUGACGGAAGAAGGAGAACCUUUCACUUUAUCCCAGAUAAAUAAGUGUAUGGAAAUUUUGCUUGGGGCAAGUGGUGCCUCGGAAGGAGGACAUUAUCUCUUUGAUUUCAUACCGGAGGACAUAGAUUAUGAUAUCCUUAUUGACGACAUACUUGGAAUUGACAUGAAUAGGGAAAAAAUAGAUGUGCGAGACUCGGAAACAAAGUCAGAAAACUCUUCGAUUUCCGUCUUGAAAGAAUCAUAAACUCAUCAAAUAUAGUUUUUUAUAUAUUUAAUAUUGAUUGGAAAUAAAUAAGUAACAUUUUCUAGUUAA
Messenger RNA from Coccinella septempunctata (seven-spotted ladybird), 3391 nucleotides. Its product is annotated as cilia- and flagella-associated protein 251-like. Lineage: Eukaryota; Metazoa; Arthropoda; Insecta; Coleoptera; Coccinellidae. The transcript has 20 exons. The coding region runs from base 245 to 3322 and encodes 1025 amino acids. Gene Ontology annotation, cellular component: motile cilium. The record is from RefSeq and is a predicted model, not a curated record. Gene Ontology annotation, molecular function: protein binding.